Molecule: messenger RNA, 2406 nt
Organism: Oncorhynchus masou masou (cherry salmon)
Lineage: Eukaryota; Metazoa; Chordata; Actinopteri; Salmoniformes; Salmonidae
Product: matrilin-4-like
Exons: 11
Coding region: 1-1848 (615 amino acids)
Molecular function (GO): calcium ion binding
Source: RefSeq, a predicted model, not a curated record
AUGAGACAGCUGUGUGUCUGUGUGUCUGUCCUGCUAGCCUUGGCCACCAUGGCUGUGGCUAGGCCUAAAGAAGGACCGGAGCAGAAGUGCAAGUCUGGCCCAGUGGACCUCAUGUUCAUUAUUGACAGCUCUCGAAGUGUGCGGCCCCACGAGUUUGAGACCAUGCGCAAGUUCAUGAUUGACAUCAUCCACACGCUGGACAUGGAGGCGAAUGCCACCCGAGUGGGCGUGGUGCAGUACUCCAGCCAGGUCCAGAACGAAUUCUCUCUCAAGACCCAUGGCAAGCUGCAGGGCAUGGUGAAAGGCAUCAAUGAGAUCGUCCCCCUGGCGCAGGGCACCAUGACGGGCCUGGCCAUCAAGUACGUCAUGAACCAUGCCUUCACGGCAGCCGAGGGCGACCGACCCAAGGUGCCCAAUGUGGCUGUCAUCGUAACGGACGGACGGCCCCAGGACCGCGUGGCGGAGGUAGCAGCCGAGGCUCGAGACAAGGGAAUCGAGAUCUAUGCGGUGGGCGUUGCUCGGGCGGAUAUGACCUCGCUGCGUGCUAUGGCGUCGCCGCCCAUCGAGGACCAUGUCUUCCUGGUGGAGUCUUUUGACCUGAUCUACCAGUUUGGCCUGCAGUUCCAGGACAAGCUCUGCGGGAUGGAUCUAUGCCUGGAGUCUGACCAUGGCUGUGAGCACCUCUGUGAGAGCUCCCCUCGUUCUUUCCACUGCCUGUGUCUGCCAGGGUACACUCUCAACGAGGAUGGCAAGACCUGUAAAGCCAUAGACCUGUGUGCUGGGGGGAAUCAUGACUGUGAGCAGAUCUGUAUCCCCUCCCCUGGAGCCUUCACCUGCGGCUGCAACACCGGCUACACCCUCAACGACGACAAGAAGACCUGCACAAUGAUAGACCUGUGUGCUGAGGGGAAGCAUGACUGUGAGCAGAUCUGUAUCACCUCUCUGGGCACCUUCACCUGCAACUGCAAGACUGGCUACACCCUCAACGAUGACAAGAUUACCUGCACAAACCUGUGUAACACAGUGGAGCAUGGCUGUGAGCACCAGUGUAUCAGUACACCAGACUCCUACUACUGCAUCUGCCCUGAGGGACAGCUACUGGCGGAGGAUGGCAAGGGCUGCCGAACCUGCAGAUCGGCCAACAUUGACCUGAUCCUCCUCAUCGAUGGCUCAAAGAGCGUGCGUCCCCAGAACUUUGAGCUGGUCAAGCAGUUUGUCAACCAGGUGGUGGACUCCCUGGAUGUGUCCGCCCAUGGGACUCGAGUGGGCCUAGUGCAGUACUCCAGCCACGUGCGCACAGAGUUCGCCCUCAAAAUGUACGAGAAGGCAGAUGACAUCAAGAAGGCAGUGAUGAACGUGGAGUACAUGGAGAAGGGCACCAUGACGGGCCUGGCCCUCAAGCACAUGAUGGAGAACAGCUUCUCGGAGGCCGAGGGUGCCCGCAAAAACAUCCCUCAGGUGGGCCUGGUCUUCACUGACGGCCGCUCUCAGGACGACAUCACUGAGUGGGCCAAGAAGGCCAAAGAAGAAGGUGUCACCAUGUAUGCUGUUGGUGUUGGGAAGGCCGUGGAGGAUGAGCUGCGUGAGAUUGCCUCAGAGCCACUAGACAAGCACUUCUUCUAUACCACUGACUUCACUUUCAUCAACCAGAUAGCCGAGAACCUCAAGCUCAAUGUCUGUGCAGAGGAGAGCCAGGGAGAGAUUGAGGUGAAAGACCCAUGUGCCUGUGAGAGUCUGGUUGAGUUCCAGCAAGCAACAAUGUCCACUCUGGAGCAGCUGAAAACAAAACUGGCGGGUAUGACUGCACAAUUGGAGGACAUGGAGAACCAGCUGCUGUCACGCAAAUGAGGGAUGUCAUUCAAGUAACCCAACAAGAAUAAGGAGAUGCUUUGAGCAUAGAAUAAUUUUCCUGCCAAGAAUCUAACAGUAAAAACACAAGUCCUAUCAAUGUCGACUUUCCAUGAUGUAAAUGACCCAAAACAAUAUUUUAUGUAGAAUAUCUUAUUUCAGUGCAUGAAUGUGGACAUGCAAUGGACUUAAGUCAUGUCAAGCACAUCCAUACUUAAUGUAGACAACAGCACAGGCAACUAGAAAAUACAGCCAUUGCUUAUAACUUAAAGCUCCAAUAUGCAACUUUUUGGGCACCCAACCAAAUUCACAUAGAAAUAUGAGUUAUAAAUCUGUCAUUGAAAGUCUAAGAAGCUGGUAGAUCGGUUCUAUGCUUCCCGUUAUAAAGUUUUGUUUGUGUCUUUUUUCAGCUGAAAAUAAAAUAUUAUUGGUUAUGGAAAAUAUAUUUCACAACGGUUUACAUGGUACAAUGAUGCUCUACACUAUAAUGUCACUAUGAACUUAAAUUAGGCAAACUAUUAGAAUUUUAGCAACCAGGAAAUGCCGGGGCGAUGUCUC